AUGGCAGCACCCUUCCUGUUCGGCCUUCUGCUCAUCGCGUGCGUAGUCACCGCCGGCGGCGACGGCGGGGCAAGAGCUCUUCCUCAUCUCGAGCUACCAGGCACCCUCGACUCGGCCCGUGCUCACGUGUCCGACGCGCCGGCGCCGCCGCAGGUGCUCAUGGACAUCAUGUCCACGACCGGCUGCGGGAGGUUCGCGGCCCUCGUCGCCGCGACGCCGAACGUCAGCGACGUCUUCCAGCAGCGCCUCGUAGCGGGCGGCGGAGGGCUCACUCUCUUCUGCCCCAACGACAAGGCCGUCGACGCCUUCGAGCCCACGUUCCGUUUACUCCCCGACGGCGUCCAGGCAAACGUGCUGCUGCAGCACGGAGCGGCGGCCCGCUACGUCCGGGCGCAGCUCACGCCCUUCGAAUGGGUGGCGGUGCCCACGCUGGCCGUCGCCGACAACGCGACCGUCCUCGUCCGCGACAGGGGCGACAGCAUCAGACUGUGGCUAGGGCCGACGUGGCCCCGGGUCGGCCAGGCGACGGUGACGAAGACGAUCUCGUCGUCGGAGGCCCCCCUCGUCCUGUACGUCGUCGACGGCGUGCUUGUGCGACGACAGGAGCCUGAUGGAAGGGACGAGGCGUCGGCGUGCGGUGACCUCCUUGGCUUUGUUGUCCCGGGCGGGGCGGUGGUGCUGUUCCGGUACAUUACUGACGUCUUAGUCCCUAGCUAUCGGCGUCGGCGUUCGAUCCGCGCCUGA
This is a messenger RNA of Lolium perenne, 744 nucleotides long. Lineage: Eukaryota; Viridiplantae; Streptophyta; Magnoliopsida; Poales; Poaceae. The record is from RefSeq and is a predicted model, not a curated record.